UAAAGGGUUAAUUUUAAUUUGGAAGGAAAUGAAAGUGGAAACCCCGAAAUCUCACAGCCUGGUUUAGUUUCUUCAGUCAGUCUCUAUUAAUUCUCCUCGUCGUCGUCGUGUUUGUGCUGACGAAAAUCUCAGGAGAUGAGUAGUUUGGUGGAGAGACUGCGGAUUAGGUCUGAUCGAAGACCGUCAUAUAACAUCGAUGAAUCAGAUGAUGAAGCCGAUUUUGAGCAACGAUCUGGGCGUACACAAGAAAAGCCUGAGAGAUAUGUCAGAAGUGACGCUAAAGCUGACUCAUGUCAAGGCUGCGGAGAAAACGGGGAUCUUCUUGAAUGCGAGACAUGCACAUACGCAUACCACUCUAAAUGUUUGCUUCCUCCUUUAAGAUCUCCUCCUAACAGCUGGAAGUGCCCAGAAUGUCUGAGCCCUCUAAAUGACAUUGAUAAGAUAUUAGAUUGUGAAAUGCGACCCACCGUAGCAGAAGACUGUGAUGCUUCCAAGCUGGGUUCCAAGCAAAUAUUCGUUAAGCAAUACCUUGUCAAGUGGAAAGGACUGUCAUAUCUGCACUGCACAUGGGUGCCGGAGAAGGAGUUUCUAAAAGCUUUCAAGGCACAUCCUGGUCUAAGGACUAAAGUAAAUAAUUUCAACAAUAAGUCAACGACGGCGAAUAACUCCGAAGAUGACUUUGUGGCAAUUCGUCCUGAAUGGACUACCGUUGAUAGGAUUCUCGCUAGCAGGCAGAAUGGUGAUGAGAGGGAGUUCCUUGUGAAGUGGAAAGAGCUUGGCUACGACGAGUGCUAUUGGGAAGUUGAAUCUGACAUAUCUGCAUUCCAACCUGAAAUCAAAAGAUUUGACAGUAUCAAUUCAAAGUCUCGCAAUCCAUCCUCCAGUAAGCAGAAAAGUGCUAUCCGAGAUGCAAAGGAAGCCAAAAAGAAGCCGAAAGAAUUUCAGCAUUAUGAACGUAGCCCUGAUUUUCUUACUGGAGGUUCUCUACAUCCUUACCAGCUUGAAGGGUUAAACUUUUUACGGUUCUCUUGGUCUAAACAGACACAUGUCAUCCUUGCAGAUGAAAUGGGUCUCGGGAAAACCAUACAGAGUAUUGCUUUUCUGGGAUCUUUAUUCGAAGAAAAUCUCUAUCCUCAUUUGGUAGUUGCACCUCUUUCAACUUUACGCAACUGGGAACGUGAGUUUGCAACCUGGGCGCCUCACAUGAAUGUGGUGAUGUAUGUCGGGUCUUCUGCAGCUCGUUCUGUCAUUAGGGAAUACGAAUUUUACUUCCCUAAAGGUCAAUCUAAGAAGCUGAAGAAAAAGAAGGCUGGUCAAAUUUUGUCUGAAAGCAAGCAAGAUAGAAUAAAAUUUGACGUCCUUCUAACUUCAUAUGAAAUGAUUAAUUUAGACUCAGCCUCCUUGAAACCGAUUAAGUGGGAGUGUGUGAUUGUUGAUGAAGGCCAUCGCCUAAAGAACAAAGAUUCAAAAUUAUUUAUUUCACUGAAGCAAUACUCCAGUAAUCAUCGUACGCUUCUAACUGGGACUCCUCUACAGAACAAUCUUGAUGAGCUUUUCAUGCUGAUGCACUUCCUAGAUGCUGGAAAGUUUUCGAGUUUGGAGGAGUUCCAAGAGGAGUUUAAGGAUAUCAAUCAAGAAGAGCAAAUUGCUAGGCUCCAUAAAAUGUUGGCGCCACAUCUUCUCAGAAGAGUUAAAAAGGAUGUCUUGAAGGAGAUGCCGCCUAAGAAGGAACUCAUUUUACGCGUGGAAUUAAGUAGCAAGCAGAAAGAAUACUACAAAGCCAUCUUGACUCGGAAUUAUGAGAUACUGACUCGCAAGGGUGGUGGACAUAUUUCUCUUAUAAAUGUGGUUAUGGAACUACGAAAGCUGUGCUGUCAUGCAUAUAUGCUAGAUGGAGUUGAACCGGAUAUAGAAGAUCCUAACGAAGCUUACAGGCAGCUUCUAGAUACUUCUGGAAAAUUGCAUUUAUUGGACAAAAUGAUGGUGAAGCUUAAAGAACAAGGGCAUAGAGUUCUUAUAUAUACGCAGUUUCAGCACAUGCUAGAUUUAUUGGAAGACUAUUGCAUCUACAAGAAAUGGCUAUAUGAACGGAUCGAUGGAAAAGUCAGUGGAGCAGAGAGACAAGUCCGUAUAGAUCGCUUUAAUGCCAAUAACUCUUCCAGAUUCUGUUUUCUGCUCUCUACCAGAGCUGGGGGAUUGGGAAUAAAUCUUGCUACUGCUGACACAGUCAUCAUUUAUGACAGUGAUUGGAAUCCUCAUGCUGAUUUACAAGCCAUGGCUAGAGCUCACCGGCUAGGUCAGACCAAUAAGGUAAUGAUUUAUCGGCUGAUAACUAGAGGAACCAUUGAGGAGAGAAUGAUGCAGCUGACCAAAAAGAAAAUGGUUUUGGAGCAUCUGGUUGUGGGGAAACUCAAAGCACAAAAUAUAAAUCAGGAAGAGCUAGACGACAUCAUAAGAUAUGGCUCAAAAGAGCUUUUUGCGGAUGAGAGUGAUGAAGCUGGAAAAGCUCGUCAAAUACACUAUGAUGAUGCUGCAAUAGAUAGAUUGCUGGAUCGUGAUCAAGCUGGAGCAGAAGAGGCUACAGUAGAUGACGUGGUUGAUGAUGGCGGCUUUUUAAAAGCCUUUAAGGUAGCAAAUUUUGAAUACAUAGAUGAAGUGCAAGCAGCAGCUGAAGCAGAAGCGCAGAAGGCGUCCAUGCUGAAUAAGCCUGCUGCCAGCAAUACAGAAACAAAAGUUUACUGGGAAGAUCUAUUAAAGGACAGAUAUGAAGAACAUAAAGUUGAAGAAUUCACUGCUAUGGGGAAGGGAAAGAGAAGCCGUAAACAGAUGGUAUCUGUCGAAGAGGAUGACCUAGCUGGACUUGAAGAUGCUAGUUCUGAUGAAGAAUUUGAUGUUACUGAAGCUGAUUGGGUUGAUGCUGAAAUGAUCUCUGCUGGGACUGCAGCAGGAAAGAAGCCUCAGUCAAAGAAGAAAGCACGUGCGGAUGCCAGCGGACCGAUUCCUUUGAUGGAAGGUGAGGGAAAUUCAUUCAGAGUUCUCGGAUUCAACCAAAGCCAAAGGGCUGCAUUUGUCCAGAUAUUAAUGAGGUUCGGAGUAGGUGAUUAUGAUUGGGUUGAGUUUGCUCCUCGCUUGAAGCAGAAGGCAUACGAGGAAAUCAAAGAAUAUGGAACUCUCUUUUUGUCACAUAUUACUGAGGAUAUUAAUGAUGCGCCAUGUUUUUCAGAUGGCGUACCAAAAGAAGGACUUAGGAUACAAGAUGUACUUGUUAGGAUUGCAGUGUUGAUGUUGAUCAAAGAAAAGGUACAGCUUCAACAAGAACAACCUGGUAAUCCCCUUUUUGCGGAAAACAUCAUUUCACGCUAUCCUGGGCUGAAGAGUGGAAAAUCAUGGAGGGAGGAACAUGACUUAUUGUUGUUGCAUGCAGUUUUAAAGCAUGGGUAUGGAAGAUGGCAAAAUAUUGUUGAUGAUAAGGAUUUGCAUCUUCAAGAGAUCAUUUGCCAGGAGCAAAAUCUACCCUUCAUAAAUACUUCUUCCUAUGGACCUUCUCAAAUGAAUGCUGGUGUAAAUCCAGUUAAUCCUGAAAUGACAUCCAAUAAGCAAUCAACGGGAUCUGGUGGUGUAAAUGAUUUUAAGUCUGAUUUUGCACUGGGUACCGCAGAGAACGCUAACCGUGCCCAAGUGUUUCAGGAUCCUUCUAUGUUGUAUAAUUUCAGGGAGAUGCAGAGAAGAUUGGUUGAGUUUAUUAAAAAAAGAGUACUUCUUUUGGAGAAAGGACUCAAUGCAGAGUACCAGAAAGUUUAUUUUGGAGAUGACCAACCGAAUGAGGUGUCAAAUGGUGCUCCAAAUGUUGUUGACGUCGAGAGGCCUACUUCCUUGGGGAACAAUGCCCAAACUGGUGAACCUCUUCCUCCGAUAGAACCAAUUGCUCUUGAAGAAUUAAAAACUGUUGCCUGUGAUGACAGUUCAGAUCGUAUUAAUAUGGGAAGGCUUUAUAAUGAGCUGUGUAAAGUAGUUGGAGAGGACAUCCAAGAAUCAGUUCAGCCACAGGACGGAAAUAAACCUGCCGGUUUUACCCUGAAAGGAAGCAUCUCUCGUAUUGAAGCCAUUAAGGAGGACUUGCAACAUAUUUUUACUCCUCCAAAUACCACCCCAUCUUCCGAAGAAAUCAAAGUGGUAUCUGAUCAAUCAGCCCAGGAUACUGUUUCUGGAGGUGAGUGUCUAACAAGAAAAGAUGGAGAUGAUUCCAAAGUUGGUGAAAAGUUGGAUUCCCUGCCAAAGGUUUCUGAAGCAGAUUCAGAGCCUCCGUCAGCUCUCCUAAAUUCUGUGAAGGAUAGCUCUGAAGUUGCCGAGUCCAAUGAUUCGUCAAUACCCGUGUCAAGUUCCGUGGAAGGAUCAGUAGAUGUGGAUAUGGCUGAUACCGAACCGAAGAGAAGUGCUGGAGUGAUUGUUUUGGAUGAUUGACUGUGAGAGGGUACUCUCAUCGUAUUACCAAUUGAAGUAAACCAUUAACAGGGUAUAGAACAGUCUGAGUACAGUGUAUUAUUAGAACUUUAUAAAGCGCUGUUAUAGAAUAUAAGUGCAUAUAUAUAGUAUGUGUAAUCCUGAGAAAGAUGGUAUCAUUCAGGGGUUUGUUUCUUGGUCUACUCUUUGACGUUCGAUUUUCCUCUAGGAUAAGUGUUCUCGUGUCUUUACAUUUAGAUUAUCUAACAAAUUGUUUGUAGACAGAGAAGUUGCUUUUCUAAAAUGGGUUUUGUAAAGUAAACCUUGUUCAUUGUUCUGUAUGUUUGGACUAGGAUAUGUACGGGAUUUGGUUCGGAAUGUUUGCUACACUUGUUCGAUUAGUUAUAUUAUUGUAGAUCAUACUCCUUAAAAGUUCAAUGUGGAAUAAGACAUUGUUUUUGUGACGAUUUCACGGUACUAUGAAUUUUUAUCAUGUA
Papaver somniferum (opium poppy) is the source of this 4937-nucleotide messenger RNA. Its product is annotated as CHD3-type chromatin-remodeling factor PICKLE-like. Gene Ontology annotation, cellular component: nucleus; chromatin. The transcript is spliced from 31 exons. Gene Ontology annotation, molecular function: chromatin binding; ATP hydrolysis activity; ATP-dependent chromatin remodeler activity. Bases 136 to 4461 code for a protein of 1441 amino acids. Gene Ontology annotation, biological process: negative regulation of transcription by RNA polymerase II; chromatin remodeling. The record is from RefSeq and is a predicted model, not a curated record. Lineage: Eukaryota; Viridiplantae; Streptophyta; Magnoliopsida; Ranunculales; Papaveraceae.